Messenger RNA from Beta vulgaris subsp. vulgaris (sugar beet), 1416 nucleotides. RefSeq names its product peroxidase 55. Gene Ontology annotation, biological process: response to oxidative stress; hydrogen peroxide catabolic process. Gene Ontology annotation, molecular function: peroxidase activity; heme binding. The record is from RefSeq and is a predicted model, not a curated record. The transcript is spliced from 3 exons. The coding region runs from base 71 to 1084 and encodes 337 amino acids. NCBI's taxonomy places the organism in Eukaryota, Viridiplantae, Streptophyta, Magnoliopsida, Caryophyllales, Amaranthaceae.
AACCAAAGUGCACAAGCCACAAACAUAAUCCUCUUAUUUAUUAUACUACCACUUAACAACCUUUAAAAACAUGUUUUCAAGAGAUUACAAAUCAGAGAUAAAAAUGGAAGUGUGGAAAAGACUUUGCUCAAUUUUGGUGAUCAUUGUGAUCAUGGUUAUUGAGGGAGGAGAAGCUCAACUCUCGGAGAAUUUCUAUACCACUUCUUGCCCUCGUGUAGAAACUAUAGUUAGACAAGCUGUAGCAAAAAAAUAUAGUCAAACUUUUAUAACAGCUCAAGCAACACUUCGUCUGUUUUUUCAUGACUGCUUUGUAGAGGGAUGUGAUGCUUCAGUUAUGAUUUUCUCACCAAAGGGCGAUGCAGAGAAGGAUUCACCGGAUGAUAUCUCGCUAGCAGGAGAUGGAUUUGACACGGUUAUAAAGGCCAAGCAAGCAGUCGAAGCUGCUUGCCCUGGUGUAGUCUCUUGUGCUGACAUUUUGGCUCUUGCUGCUAGAGAUGCUGUAGUCUUGACAGGAGGCCCUUCAUUCAGUGUAGAACUUGGACGGCGAGAUGGGCUAAGGUCUAAGGCAUCAGAUGUCUCAGGAAACCUUCCAGAACCAACAUUCAAUCUCGGCCAACUAUUAACCAUGUUUGCGAAGCACAAUCUGACCCAAACUGAUCUGAUCGCGCUGUCUGGAGCUCAUACCAUAGGCGCAGCCCACUGCUCGAAAUUUUCAAAUCGACUAUAUAAUUUUUCUCCAUCUAAUCCCAUUGAUCCUUCCAUGAACCCAACAUAUGCACAACAGUUAAAACAACAAUGCCCAACAAAUGUAAACCCGAACUUGGUGGUGUUCAUGGAUCCUCGAACCCCAACAACAUUCGACAAUAAGUACUAUCAGGACUUGGUUGCAGGAAGAGGAUUGUUUACCUCAGAUCAGGAGCUCUACACUAACCCAGCUUCUCGACCAACAGUGAUCAAUUUUGCUAAUAAUCCUGGGAACUUCAACGCUGCUUUUAUCAUUGGAAUGAAAAAGCUCGGUAGAGUUGGGGUGAAAACUGGUAAUCAAGGUGAAAUCAGGCGAAACUGUGCAGCCUUUAACUCAUAGUAAUCUGAAGUCAUAAAAGGUGUAAUAUUCAUUAUAUAUCUUGCAAUAUAACUUAUAAGCUAAGUUUAUAUGUCAAUGUACUUGCAUAAUCAUAAUUUUUUUUCUUUUGACAUAGUUAAGAUACAUACAAGAAUAGGCAAGCGUGCAUUUCCUGAAACUAGCUGCAUGAUUCUUACUGAUUCUAUUUCCAGAAAAUUACGUCUGCUUCACCAAUUGUACCAAAUAAGUAAAUGACAAGCUACCUAGCAUAAAUUGUCUUAAACAGAAUUGUAAAUUUGUGAUAGUACCACAAUUACUGAAGAAAUGUAGUCCAUUUCAACUUCGUGAUGAAA